CAAAACAGCUGCUGUCACUAUCCGCUUACUGUCAGUUAGUUGUCAGAAAGGGCCAAAAUAAAAUGGUAUCUUGGAGUGGUUUAGGCCGAUCUUUCGGCAUUAAUUUGCUGCGAAAUUUUAAGAAUUCACCAACUCUAGCUCAAAAUGUGACUUUCUCUACCAGCACCGCCUUAAAGGCCGGCCAUGGACACAACGUAAUGGCCAUACAACCUUCCAGAUGGCAAUGGCACAAAUUCAAGGAUAUGCUGCACUACUACGUGAUGGUCGGUCUGAUACCGGUGGGCGCGGUGGUGUUCUACACCAACGUGUUCAUCGGGCCGGCGCAGCUCACACCCAUUCCUGAGGGCUACACUCCGAAACACUGGGAGUACCACAGACACCCCAUUACCAGAUUCAUAGCUCGCUAUGUCCACAACAACCCGCAGCAAGAAUACGAAAAAUUCCUACAUUUCAUUGAUGAGGAGAAACAAAGGAUUAAGCUGCGUGCGUUGGAGAAGGAAGUCACGAAGAAAAUGUCGGAGCGCAAUGAUUACCAGGCAUACUACUACAAACCCAUGGUCAACAAAUACCUCCGUGCUAACAAGAAAACUGGUGACGAGCUGUGGGACCGUCUUGGUGACAACUACAAGGAAUAAAAUUAUUUUGGGAGCUGUGUAGAUAGUCAUAGAGUUAGUAAUCAAGUGUACUGUUUACAAUUUCAACAUGUAGAUUAAUAAACCAUCUUUUUGUUGACUAUGAUUUUGUUGUCUUUGUCAUUAUUGCAAAGUAUCAACCUCUACAUUACAGCUUUCUGGUUUUAGAGAAAUUUGUUCAUAUAUUAGCCUUGUUAUACCUUGUUGAGCAAGGAUUUUAGUUUUUAAAUAAUUUAAUAUUAAAACAAUUUUGUGAAAUAAAAGAAGUGAGUAUGGUAA
Messenger RNA from Manduca sexta (tobacco hornworm), 911 nucleotides. It is a transcript of the gene ND-SGDH, whose product is annotated as NADH dehydrogenase [ubiquinone] 1 beta subcomplex subunit 5, mitochondrial. Bases 63 to 635 code for a protein of 190 amino acids. Lineage: Eukaryota; Metazoa; Arthropoda; Insecta; Lepidoptera; Sphingidae. The record is from RefSeq and is a predicted model, not a curated record. The transcript has 3 exons.